AUGUUUUCUGUAGACUCUGUUGCUAGCAGUGCUAGCACAAGCACAACACCACAAAGAUUAGAAGUGGAAAAUGUUAUUGGAGACAGUGAUAUUACGAAUAUUGAUAUGAUGUCAGAAAUUGAAAAAGAACUACAAGAGAACCCCAGCGACUUGAUAUCUCUUGUGUUUCUUCUUUAUGAGGUACCGGACACAGCACUACAACGUUUGAUUGUUUUUCAACGCGUUUCCAACGAUGCCAGUAACUCUAUAAAUCUGAACAUGCUACACGAGUGGUUUCGGCAUGCCAAGCACAACCCCAACUGGAAACAUGAAUUUGUAGAAGCUCUACUUAUCUGUCAACUGUACAGUAUUGUCAGAAAACUAGGAUUAAAUGUCCCUGCAGCACGCAGGUACUAUCAAACGGACUCCAUAACUGUAAAAAUGUACAUAAACCCCAUGAAAAAAGCCUUAUACAAAUUAUGUGAAAGCAUUAACUCUGACAAUCUUCUGAAACUUAAAAAAGCUCUCCUAACUUAUGAGACUGACACUACAGAAUAUGAAUGUUGUGAACAAGUUUUCCUAAAGCUCAUGUGUGACAAAUUUAUAACAAUUAAUCAAUACCAAUACAACAAAAAGGUUCUGGGCUUUAAAGUAGAAAUAGACAAACUUGUCAAGAUUUUAGAAAGCCUGCCGGGAUUGAAGAAACUGCUUUUGGAGAUCAAUAUGUUGCAACAAUCAUUGAAUGAUGAGCACAAACCAAGUGCCUCAGUUGCUACCAGUACUCCUAUAAUGAAACAUAUGAAAGUGGAUGAAACAAAUCAAGGGAAAGCUGAUGACAAUUACUACAAUAUGGACUUUAAUGAUGUUUUUGAAAUGCUUGGGGAGUUGCAGUUGGAUGAAAGAACACAAGAAUCUCUAAAGUCUGAUAGGAAGCUACUGGACAAUGAUAGCUAUGAAAUCAAGAGUACCAACAGGGUUGGAGUUUGUGUCAUCAUAAAUCAGGAAACAUUUUAUCCAUCCAAGAACAGCAUUGAAUUAAAUGGAAAUAUUACACUAGAUACAAGAAUUGGCUCCGACAAGGAUAAGAUGAUUCUUGAAAAGACUAUGAGUGAACUAAACUUUACCGUUUUCUCUGAAACAGAUUUGGACCAUAAAAAGAUGAUGCAGUUCAUAAUGAAUGUUGUCAAACAUAAAGUCAGCAAGAAUGACAGCAUUUUUAUGCUGUGCAUACUGUCUCAUGGAGUGAAGGGCCAGGUAUAUGCAGCUGAUUCUGUGAAAGUUAAAAUGGACGAUAUUCAGAAUUUACUGGACUCUGAUGAAGCCAAAAAUAUACACAGCAUGCCCAAGCUUUUGAUAGUUCAAGCUUGCCAAGUUGAUGAAAAUACUCCCCAGAUUUUAGUAGCUGACAGCCCGAGAGAUUACAAUUUAAGGAAGUCGAACUUCCUUGUUUACUAUGCCACUGCACCUGAACUAGAAGCUUACAGAAAUGAGAAAAGAGGAUCAAUAUUCAUACAGGUACUAUGUAGAACAAUAAGGAAGUUUGCUAAUAAUGAACAUGUCUAUGAUAUUUUCACUAAAGUCAAUAAUAAUGUGAAUUUUAUAUGCCAAAAGGUGGGAUGUACCCAAGUGCCUCUAUUUCAGUCAACUUUGACAAAAAAGCUUUACCUACAAGUUCCCACCAAUCCAGAUAAGUGA
Messenger RNA from Spodoptera littoralis (African cotton leafworm), 1674 nucleotides. Lineage: Eukaryota; Metazoa; Arthropoda; Insecta; Lepidoptera; Noctuidae. The record is from the annotation of a GenBank genome assembly.